AUGGCGGCGGCGGGAGGAGGAGGAGGAGGAGGAGGAGCGGGGACCGCGCCGCAGGGGCUGCGCGGGUGGUUGCGGAGCGCUUACCGCUUCGCCACCGAUCGGAACGAUUUUCGCAGGAACCUGCUGGUGAACCUGGGGCUUUUCGCCGCUGGAGUCUGGGUCGCCCGGAAUCUGACGGACAUCGACCUGAUGGCCCCGCAGCCCGUCCCGUAGCGGCGGAAAGAAAUAGAACCGCAAGGGAGAAGAGCUCGCCCCACACACACACGAGGACCAGAAGAGAUGCGUUUAGCCACACCGUUAUGAGUCUCCAUACGUUCGCGCGAGUACGUUCUGCUCUCCUUCUCUGCAGAGCUGCUACUCACACUUCAAAGCUGUCGUGCUUGAAGCAGUGACUGGGGGGGAAGUUUUAAGUGUGAGAGGGAGAAUUUAUUUUCAAUUUGUUCUGCAAGGCACAAUGAGAGUAGUUUUCUCAAGGAUGUGAAGUCAUUGUGCGUGGAAUUUUCUUCUGUACCCCCAUCUCGAUGUUUA
Haliaeetus leucocephalus (bald eagle) is the source of this 528-nucleotide messenger RNA. It is a transcript of the gene TOMM6, whose product is annotated as translocase of outer mitochondrial membrane 6 homolog (yeast). The transcript has 3 exons. The record is from RefSeq and is a predicted model, not a curated record. Lineage: Eukaryota; Metazoa; Chordata; Aves; Accipitriformes; Accipitridae. The coding region runs from base 1 to 213 and encodes 70 amino acids. Gene Ontology annotation, cellular component: mitochondrial outer membrane translocase complex.